Messenger RNA from Penicillium riverlandense, 1449 nucleotides. Its product is annotated as aldehyde dehydrogenase family protein. The coding region runs from base 1 to 1449 and encodes 482 amino acids. The record is from RefSeq and is a predicted model, not a curated record. Gene Ontology annotation, molecular function: aldehyde dehydrogenase (NAD+) activity. The transcript is spliced from 5 exons. NCBI's taxonomy places the organism in Eukaryota, Fungi, Ascomycota, Eurotiomycetes, Eurotiales, Aspergillaceae.
AUGUCUCUGUUUACGACCAUCCAGACCCCCACAGUCACCUAUGAGCAGCCCUUGCGCUUGUUCAUCAAAAACCAGUUCGUCAAGGGCGUCGAAGGUAAGACCUUCGAGACGGUGAACCCUACCACCGAAAAGCCCAUCGUCGCCGUCCAUGAGGCCACCGAAAAAGAUGUCGACAUCGCCGUCAAAGCCGCCCGCGAGGCCUUCGAGGGUGUUUGGCACACCGUGACGCCGUCAGACCGCGGCCGCAUGCUCACCAGGUUGGCUGACCUCUUCGAGCGCGAUAUCGAGACCCUGGCAUCUAUUGAGGCCCUGGACAACGGCAAGAGUGUGACCAUGGCCAAGAACGAUGUGGCUAUCUCGGCCGCCACCCUGCGCUACUACGGUGGCUGGGCCGAUAAGAUUACCGGUCAGACCAUCGACUCCAACGUCGAGACCCUUAUCUACACCCGCCACGAGUCUGUCGGCGUCUGCGGUCAGAUUAUCCCCUGGAACUUCCCCCUCCUUAUGUGGGCCUGGAAGAUCGGUCCCGCUAUCGCUGCCGGCAACACGGUCGUCCUCAAGACCGCCGAGCAGACGCCGCUAUCCGGCCUCGUUGUUAAUAUCCUCUCGGGCUUCGGCCGCACCGCGGGUGCUGCUAUCUCCAGCCAUAUGGAUAUCGACAAGAUCGCCUUCACUGGGUCCACUCUAGUCGGCCGCACCAUCCUUCAGGCAGCCGCCAAGAGUAACCUAAAGAAAGUAACGCUUGAGCUGGGUGGCAAGUCGCCCAAUAUCAUAUUUGACGACGCUGACAUCGACAACGCUAUCUCCUGGGCCAACUUCGGCAUCUUCUUCAACCACGGCCAAUCUUGCUGCGCCGGCUCCCGCCUGCUAGUCCAAGAGGGCAUCUACGACAAGUUUGUGGCCCGCUUCAAGGAGCGUGCUGCCCAGAAUAAGGUCGGCAACCCCUUCGCGGCAGACACCUUCCAGGGCCCGCAGGUGUCGCAGCUCCAGUUUGACCGCAUUAUGGAGUAUAUCAGCCACGGCAAGAAGGAGGGCGCCACCGUCGUCUUAGGUGGCGAGCGUCAUGGCACUGAGGGUUACUUCAUCCAGCCCACCAUCUUCACCGAUGUCACUCCGGACAUGAAGAUCUCCCAGGAGGAGAUCUUUGGUCCCGUGAUUGCUGUCCAAAAGUUCAAGGAUGAGGCCGAGGCUAUCAAGAUAGGUAACAGCACCAGCUACGGUCUGGCUGCUGCCGUGCACACGACGACCCUCAACCGCGCCAUCCGCGUGUCCAACGCCCUCAAAGCUGGCACCGUAUGGGUAAACAACUACAACAUGCUCUCCUACCAAGCCCCCUUUGGUGGCUUCAAGCAGUCUGGCCUUGGCCGUGAGCUCGGCUCCUACGCCCUGGACAACUAUACCCAGGCUAAGUCAGUAAUCUGCCGCCUGACGGACGCGCCGUUCCCGUAA